Molecule: messenger RNA, 734 nt
Organism: Triticum aestivum (bread wheat)
Lineage: Eukaryota; Viridiplantae; Streptophyta; Magnoliopsida; Poales; Poaceae
Exons: 2
Coding region: 1-516 (171 amino acids)
Source: RefSeq, a predicted model, not a curated record
AUGGAAUGUGGAUAUCGUCUUGGCUGGGAAGCUGCACCGUACGUGGUCGAACCUGAAUCCGAGUCCGGCAGGGAACAAGCAAGGUGCAGCCUCCGCCUCCCUUCCCUUCUUUAUAACACUGGAGGCUGGACCAAGAAGCCUCCCUCCCCAAAUCGAUCCAUCCAAUCCAAAGCGUUCCAAAUCGGAAGAAAGAAAAAUCCACCCGUCAAACCUGCUGCCUGCGACCACAGCAAGCCUGUCCCCCGCCGGGAUGACGACGACCACAACCCGCACAAGGACGAGUGGAACGACGCCGCCGACUUCUUCGACGACCUGAGUAGGCACCUCGCCGCCAAGCAGGCCGUGCUCCGGGCCGAGUACAUCGCCAAGGGCUGCAUCGACCUCGCCGCCGACCAGGUGGCCAGGAGAUCGCGGCUCAGUCACCAGGUGUAUCUCGAGGCCAAAGCCGCCGCCGCCGAUCACCAUGGCGAUUUCGUUGAAAAGCUUAACCGUGACAAGGAGGACGAUGGCGAGUGAGUCCGCCAGCCAGAGGAUAGAAACACUUCUCACCAUGCAAGUUGUUUAUCUACUAUAUCUACUCACGGAGGGAGCAUAUAUCCUAUAAAAAGUUGUACCAAGUCAUCCACGCUAUUUUGGGCCAAAGAGAGUAGUAGGCAUGUCUCAAGUUGGCUCUACAGUUUAUCUUGUGGUUAAGUCCUGCACCUUGUUAUGUUUUCGCUAUGAGUGUGGCUAAG